GAACAAUAAAAACAAAAUUGCUUGAUGGAUUGUUGAUGAAUACAAGUACCGUUGCUCGUUCUUGCUCACCUGUUCCCCCAGUCGUUUUUGUGCUCAAAGUGAGAUGCAACUCCCACAACUACAGCAGAUUGAAUGAAAAACAAGUUCCUCUUCCACGUCGUCCUCAACCUCAACUCGCUGUCGUCCAUUCCGUUCGUCUCUGGUGUCGUGUUUUGCAAGAUCAAGCUGACCGAUGGCGGCAAGUUCCGCGAGCUGUCCACCAGACAAAACAUUCGCGACCAUGCGACCAACUGGGAGGAGCGCUUCGAGUUUGACUGCGCGACGGUCGCCAACAAGCAGGGUCUGCUCGCGUCCCGGAUGGUCAAAAUCUCCGUGCGCAAGGAAAGACAAGGCGGCAAGUCAUUCGAGAAACUGGGCUACGUCCAGGUUGAUUUGGCGGAAUUUGCAGGCGCCGGCUCCACCGUCCGAAGAUACAUUCUGAAUGCUCACAACAGUGCGACACAACGCCAGGACAAUUCAAUUUUGACAAUUACGAUGGCAUUGACGUUGAAAUCCGGAGACCCAUUAUUUAAAGCACCACGUCCGCCAGACCACGCCUUCAGCAACCCGACCAUGGCUGGUUUGAUCAACGACAACAUUAGCGAGAAAAGCGGCGACACUCUACCGCGGGCGGCAGGAGCACCAAUCGCAGCGGCAUUAGCCGAAGUGCACGCUCUGGAGAGACUUGGCCAUGUUCGUACACCUUCGGACGAUCUGGUGCCAGCGCAAAUCGAAAAGUCGCGCAGAGACGCGCGCGCCGUCGUGGACGACAUCUUCAACAGCCUGAUCACGGACGCGGCCGACGAGAUUGACUACGAUCCCGACGCACAGCCAGCGCUGAACUUGUACGUCUCGAAUGACGGCACAGCGUCGCUGUCCAACCGGCGAGGCGACGGCCGAUGAGCAAUGCACAACAACAGCAGCGAGCACAUGGAAAUAAAAAAGUGGACAAA
Capsaspora owczarzaki ATCC 30864 is the source of this 992-nucleotide messenger RNA. RefSeq lists its product as hypothetical. The transcript is spliced from 7 exons. Bases 133 to 942 code for a protein of 269 amino acids. NCBI's taxonomy places the organism in Eukaryota, Filasterea, Ministeriida, Capsasporidae. The record is from RefSeq and is a predicted model, not a curated record.